CAAAAAUCAAGGUUGUCAUCUCUUAUAUGUAAGAAAAACAUGUUCUUCAAGCUUGUUACAAAAGCUAUGAUCAUUUCACUUUUGUUCUUAUAUAUACAGGUUUCCAAAUCAUAGUCUUCUCACCACAAAAAUAAAAAAGCAUAGCAUUCUUGAAACUUUUCAUAAUGAGAACUCUAGCAAAACAGUUAGUGCCAAUUGUGUUACUUCUUGUUCUUUUAAUUGAAAUAGAGGGAGAUCUGAUUUCAACAAUUCCGAAAGACAACGCGAACAAAAAUUUCACCAACACCAGUGUUGAAGUUGAGGCGGCUAGUGAGGAUCAAGAAUCACCUAACUGUGCUACACAACCAUCGAUAUGUGACACAGAAGAACCUCCAUCAAGACGUGUAUGUUGUAGAAACCGGUGUGUUGAUGUUUCUUUUGAUGCAGACAAUUGUGGGGUGUGUGGAAUUGCUUGCCCAAGGUUUGGUAGUUGGCAUUGUUGUUGGGGUGUGUGUGUAAACAUAAACUUUAACCCUUUUAACUGUGGUGCUUGUGGAAGGCCAUGUCGUCUUGCAACUCCAUGCAUUUGGGGUAGGUGUCUUUUUACAACACCAGAACCGCCAGCACUUCUCUCCGCAGGGUCUCCUGAGGAGAACUCACCAAAGAUCCCUAAUCAUUAGUAUGAUCAAUAUCCUAAACACCCUCACCCAAUAUUGCGAGUGGGCUUAUUUAUUAUUUUAUAUCAUAAGAUUAUUAUUAAUUGUUGUUAUGUACUUAUGAAUGAUGUUGUAUUCUAUGUUGCAUUAAAGAAAUGAAUGAUUUCUAUGUUAUAAUUAAAAGAAGCAUGUUUAUGUCAAUAUUAUAUUAAGUUUAUA
Messenger RNA from Medicago truncatula (barrel medic), 854 nucleotides. RefSeq names its product protein STIG1. The transcript has a single exon. The record is from RefSeq and is a predicted model, not a curated record. NCBI's taxonomy places the organism in Eukaryota, Viridiplantae, Streptophyta, Magnoliopsida, Fabales, Fabaceae. Bases 165 to 659 code for a protein of 164 amino acids.